Molecule: messenger RNA, 4576 nt
Organism: Patiria miniata (bat star)
Lineage: Eukaryota; Metazoa; Echinodermata; Asteroidea; Valvatida; Asterinidae
Exons: 24
Coding region: 95-3169 (1024 amino acids)
Molecular function (GO): protein binding
Source: RefSeq, a predicted model, not a curated record
CCCUGACUUGUCUGUACAGCAAGUGAACGUAUAAUACCCUGGAACCACACUAUUCUGUCACCGUGCAACCAAGAACGCGAAAGAUGAAGUUACGAUGCGACUGACAUCGAAGUUGGUGCGUUCCAGAUCACGCGGCCCACUUUAUUCCGUGGAAUAUCUCGAUCUUUCUUGUCUUGGAAUCGUUACCAUUGAUGGGUUGAAGGAGUGUAGUCGGUUGCAGGUCCUGUUACUGCAAGGCAACAACAUUGGCAUUGUGCAGAACAUAGAAUCAUGCUACAGUCUCUGGAGACUAGACCUAUCCAAUUGCAAGAUAAGCAAUCUGGAUGGGCUGUCAAAAUUCAUUGCCCUGGGCUGCCUCAAUCUUGCCAACAAUGACCUGGCCUGGAGCGAACUCAUGAAGAUACGCCACAUGCAUGUCUUGGACAUGAGUCUCCAUGGCAACGAAACAUUGGAGAGGGAUAAAUACUAUCGUAUCCAUGUGAUUGACAGCUUGCCUAAUGUCUGGACAUUAGAUGGCCGAAUCGUUACAUCUGCUGAACGCAUACAGGUCCAGCACUUUUUCCAAGACUCGGCACUUUCACAACGACCAGUUAGACAUAAACUGACACGGGAGCAGUUUGUGCCGUCAUCUUUGAAGAAGAUUCAGGUCAAUGGAAUAUACGGAGAAAGGACCACUCACUUCAUGAUGCGAUUUCCAACGAACGGCGCCCUGAACGUCGAGACGGACAACAGGAGACUGAAGUAUCUGUGCUUCUGUUUGCAGCGCGAUCUUCAGCUGGAAGUACAGCACAGGAAAAGUGACCAGAGGUUGAAACUCUACCAGUCCACUUUCAUGGAGAGCCUUCUGGAUGCCAGACCCAAGGAGCGGGAUCGAUGUAACGUCCUCCUGCUUCUGUUGGUAGCUUCUUUAGAAUUCUCCCUGCCCACCUACCUCGUUCAGGAAACGCUAAGUGCUGCCAAACUGACAGAUGUUGGGGGAAUCAAAACACUUGAGUUGUUCCUGAUGCCUCGAGACCACCGAUGUCAAAUUGCCUCACUGCUUCUCAGCGCUGUCAAAGUGGACAGAGACAGUAAAAAAGAUGGGGGUCUGUAUGACCGCUUGUAUCUCUGUCUCUAUCACACCGUUACUGAGCUUUACAAGAAGAUGCAUGCAAGUCCUCAUACCGCUUCACCACAGGCGUCACCUCGGAAUAUCGUUUCAGCUGAGGAUUUCAAGGAGUUCAAGUCGCUCCUUGCUGCCGAGGUGGUCCAGCUAUUCUGCAUCGUGCCCGUCUUCUUUGACUACAUCACCAAGGAGUCUGGUGUCAUGCACCUAGUAUCCAUGGCAACGGCAGAUGUCUCCAUCGUGGAUAAAGUGGCGAAUCUCAUUGAGAGAAUCAAGCAACAAGGGGGUGAACUUCGGAGAAUUAUUGAAGAGGUAGCUGAGUUUCUGAUCGGUGCGCUGAACAGAAACACCAAGAGCGUCCUGAACAAAGGCAUCCCAGCCAAGAGCUCCUCAACCUAUGUGCUUUCUACGCCCAAAGCCCUACCCAGGAGACCCCAGUCCUCCCCCGUCCACGCCAGCAAGUACCUGACCAUCGGCCGGCCCAGCCCAGAACGACCUCUGACCUCCCGCGGCCGACCGGCGACGGCCCAGGGCCUGAGGGUCACAGGACGACCGCAGCAACGCAAGCCCAGGCUGGGGGACAAGAUGCUGCUGGCCCCGCAGAAUCUGGGGUUUAUCAUUGCACUGCCGGAGUGUGACGUCGCAUUGGUGCAGAUGGAUAGUAUUCCAGACCUGAUUUUAAACCUAAAAGCUGAAGCACCUAAUGGCUCGGUAGUGACGAGUACCGGCGACAUUGACCAGAAUUACUGCUACAUUGAUAUGGCACAGGUGGCAUGGGAUGCGCAGUAUCACUACUGGAAACCGGUGGGAACCACAGGCGACAGAAUAACAAUCCAGAAUGUGGAUGAGUUACCGCCAGCCAACCCUCCCACCAGCCCGAGAACAGGGAACACGCCCCCUUACAGCCCCAGAGAGGACCCACAGCUACCCCCAUCACCAGUGGCUGAGACUGAAGAUUUACCCCGUUCUGUGUCGAUGCUCCUCCGCGAACGUCUCAAAAUCUCCCCGCAGAUUAACUUUGUCGAUCUGAAUGACCCCGCCCCCGCCCCAGUCAAAAAUAAACCUGCCUCGCCCCGAGAAGUCAAGCAGUCAGAGCCCCAAGGCAGUGACAAGCCUCCCGAGGGCGUGCUUUAUGACUGCGUGAAAUGCGCAAUGGAGGUGGUGAAAUCCAACAACGAGGGCUUGGCGAGCCCGAGGAAGGAUGCAGCGAAAAGAGAAAAGGAAGCGACUCAAGAUGGACCAAGUAGGAAAGAAGAGAGACCCUUGUCUGCCCGCUCCUUGGAUGGAUUGACGGAGAGGGCGGCGGAUGAUCAAAUCUUGGAGGAGAUUUCAGAAGCCAACUCCCAGACUGCAUCCAGUACAAGGAGGAACAGCCUACAGUCAGUGGAGGAAAGUAUGCACCAACAAACUGACACAAGAGAUAUUCCCAUGACGACCAAGCCAGCCAGUGGACUAUCGAGAGCAUCAUCUGCUAAGUCCACAGUCAGUAGUGUGUCAGUUUGCAGCACGCGGUCCCGCACCAUUGAGGUAGACCUGAGGCCCGAGAGCGAGAUGUUCUCCGACUACCAAGUCAACCGAACCGAGGAGUGGAAAAGGUCUUCAAAGAGACCUCAGUCAUCCAGCAGCCUAGGAUGGGCUUCGCGUUCUUCUACGCCCACAAAAGGGCGCUACCGUGAGCCUUCCGGUAGUCCAGUGCUGCUCCAAACAGGUACCGAUUGGCUAGCUGGUGGCAUGAACGUCCAUCACAUCGAGAGACUGACCAAUAGGAUGAAGGUUCACCACACUCCGGGGUGGAUGGAAGGGAUGAGCGGCCGGCGGCCGCAGUCUGUAGGACCAAACAGGUCGAGGAGUCCGCCUAAACAGAGUAGCCGAAGGACAGUCAAAUCGGCUGGCAUGUCAAGGGAAAGGUCUUCAAUGUAUGCAGACUCCCUGCUAAUGACACCAUCAGCCAAUCCCUCGUUCUUCUACCAAGACGUUUCCAGACUGACAAACCCGAUGUACAACGUCCGCAGUGGUAAACCGUUUCUAGUCAGGGCUGCUCGGUUGACAUAUGAUGGUACAUGACAGAGAAGGGUUGUCUACAUCUAAAGUAUGGAAGCUUAUUCAAUUUAUAGCCAGGUCUUGAGUUCUAUAGUUUUUUUCAGAGAUGUAAAUGUGGAGUGCCAUGGCCUCGUGGUCUGGAGCAUGGAAUUCAUUCAUAACAACUAAGAUUUAGCUCAGUGAUCAAAGUAUAUACAUGUUGAGAAAACAGAAAAUGCAUUGGGGUCUCGUAACUGGAUUCCAUUGCUAACUUAAAUAAAAAACUGUGCCCGCGGGCACACUUUUGUAAACCACCUUCAAGGAUUGUUUUCUUUCGAAUGAUACCAUUCUAGGCGGACUAAUUUCACAGGGUAUCUGGUACCAUUCCUAUCGUCACUUUUAGCAAGGAUUUUCUUGUUAAAUUAGUAGGUCCGUUUCCGGCUAAUUGCAAAUGUUCCUAUGUGCCUUUAAGCCAGAAUGUCUCUUCUUCUUUUGCUUGGUUUUUUUUUAUAACAGGGUAAGAGAAGCAGAAAGUAAAAAAAGAAAAAGAAAAAAAACCACCCAAAACCAAAACAAAAUAACAACCAACAACACCCCCCCCCCCGCAAAAAAAACAAAAAAAAACCCAAAAACCAAAUGAACGAAAAGUCUACAAGGAAACGAAUUUGGAAAAUCUUUCCUCAUUUUAAACAGUAACCACCUAAUAAUUGGAUUGUAGUUUUUAAAAUUUUGUAUACAAAUAUAUUUAUAAAUGUUCUAUUACAAAUAUUGUAUGUAUGUACAUGUAUUCAUUUGUGCUGAAAGUGCUUUCAUUGAAAAUUAUUAGUGUGUGAGUGUAAAGUUGGAAGUGUGUGACAUUUCAAUACGACAUGUAAAUAUUUGGUUUUAUAAGUUGUGAGAUUUAUGCAUGUAAAGAGUGCAGUGGAACAGAUCGUAAAUUCAAAAUGUAUGUUUUUCUGUUGGAAAAUUUAAUGUAUAUUGGAUUUCUGUGUGAGAAUCCCUUUAAUUAAAUACUAUUCACAUAUUAACCAGUUCGCGCCGGAUGACGUGUAUACACGCAAAUGUUUUGCGGUAUUAGGAUGUAUGACGGAUAAACACAAGGGAGCGAGGCUGGAAAUAUCUGUCAGUGACCCGCUUACAGCGAGUGAGGCCGGAAAUAUGAGUGUGCAGCCCGAGGGUGAUGGCUUCAACCCGCCUGGCUUGAGGUCAAGUGAAAAGUAAUCCUGCGUCUCGUUCCGUUCUUGUCAAAAUAAUCCCAGCGUGAACUGGUUAGUACCAUUAGAGUGCUUUAUUUUUAACAAAUGAAAAUAAAUACCAUGUGAUACACUCUUAGCCAAUCAAGUGGCAAAAUCUUUGGACACGGUAGACGAGGUUUCUUAGUAUUGCUGUCAUUGUGAUGUAAUUCUUUUGAUGGUCGAUUUGAAAUAAAAGAAUUUACAAAUUUAUAUCGAA